Molecule: messenger RNA, 987 nt
Organism: Phytomonas sp. EM1
Lineage: Eukaryota; Euglenozoa; Kinetoplastea; Trypanosomatida; Trypanosomatidae
Source: the annotation of a GenBank genome assembly
AUGCUCACACGGACCUCUUUAGUGCGUCCUUGGCGCCUGUUCUUCCCUUCCCGCCGUGGGGGGGAUAUGCAUCGGAUGUUGGAGGUUCAUUUCUGGGGGCUCACUCAUUAUCGCAUUCUCCCGCGUUUUCUCGGGCUCGAUGCGGCGGGAAACGUUCUGUUUUUCCCUGCUUAUCGCAAGCGGGGGUUUGGCGGGUGGACGGCCGCCACCCUCGGCGCCCCUGGGGGUUUUUUAAGCGCCGAUACAACCUCAGCGAACGUCCUCGAGGAUGGCUAUCCGAUGCACCACAAGGCAAGUCGAAAGCUGCAGGAAUUCCUCGCGCAGGAGCGACGACGAUGGAAGGAAGCCGAGGACGCCCUGGCGGAAAAAUCCACGGAUUCUGCCAAUCCCACCACCACCAGUAACGCCCUCCCCGACGAGGAACGCGUGGAAAUUCGCGGGAAUUACGACAGCGAGCAGAAGUUUCGCGAUCUGAUGACGGUGAAGCUCUCGAACCCUCGUUUCUACAACCGCGUUCUCCGCAUCAACCCCUUCGUGACCUUUGCGUACAAGGCGUUUUACUUCUACGCCUGGGCGGUGGUGAUCUCGCUGGUGGUGCAGGGGUAUUUGAUGUUUCGCGCGUGGGUGAACCCCCCGGCGCGGGAAGGGUUGAAAAACCUCGAGGCGCAUGUCUUUCACCUCCCGCGGUUAAUUUUCGCGGGGUGCGUGAGUGGAAUCGCGUGGGUGGUGCGUGGGGCGCAGCCGGUGAUCGAUCCCGUCGUGGAAUUUCUCGCGCGGUGGUUUCCCCGGGUGGAUUGGAAUGCGGCCUCGGCGGAGCGCCUCGCGACGCGUGCGGAAACCCUCGCGAGCGACGCCCACCCGGGCUCGACGCUGCGGCGCGCGCAGGAGCGCGAACGCGAGCGCCUCGCGGAGCAGCAGCGUCGUGUGUGGUGGACGCGGGUGUUGGUCGUGCUGCUGAUGAUCUUCUCGGUGUUGUGUGUGUUGUAG